AUGGCAUUGACCAAGGAGGAGCAGCUUGCUCUCAUUAACGAGAACUUGGCUGAAGUUCUCAACCCGGAGAUCAUUGAAGAUGUUCUGAACAAGGGCGAGACUCUCAAGAUCUACUGGGGUACCGCGACAACGGGAGCUCCUCACUGCGGAUACUUCGUUCCGAUCAUGAAAAUUGCGCAGCUGCUCAAGGCCGGCGCAAAUGUGAAGAUCUUACUAGCGGACGUCCACGCUUUUCUUGACAACUUGAAGGCCCCCAUUGAACUUGUCGAGUACCGUGCCAAGUACUAUCGUUUCGCGAUCACUGCCUUGCUCAAGGCAUGCAACGUCCCCGUGGAGAAACUGGAGUUCGUGUUGGGUAGCUCCUACCAGCUUUCCGCGAAGUAUACGAUGGAUACCUACAGGGCGUGCUCGAUCACAUCCACUCACGACUGCGCCAAGGCCGGCAGUGAGGUCGUCAAGCAAUCUGAUAACCCUCCUCUGAGUGGUCUCAUCUACCCCAUCCUCCAAGCUCUUGAUGAGGAGUACCUCGAUGUUCACUGCCAGUUCGGUGGUGUUGACCAGCGGAAAAUCUUCGCCCUGGCUAAGGACCUGCUUCCCAAAUUGGGCUACUCUGGCCGUGCUCACAUCAUGAACCCUAUCGUGCAAAGUCUGUCUGGAGGCAAGAUGAGUUCCUCCGACGCCAACUCCAAGAUUGAUCUUCUCGAUACACCGGAGAUUGUCGGCCGUAAGGUCAAGAAGGCCAACGCGCCCCCCAAGCAGGUCGAGGACAACGGUCUUAUUGCGUUCACUGAGCACGUGCUUCUCCCCGCCAGCUCUCUCCUUGACGGAGAGCGUAUCUUCACGGUCGAGCAGAAGGAGGGAGAGCCUCUGGUCUACCACGACAUUGAGAGCAUGAAGAAGGACUACGCCGCCGAUGUGCUCACCCCGCAAUCGUUGAAACCCGCCGUCACUGCCGCUCUGUGCCGCCUUCUCGCACCCAUCCAGAAAGAAUACCAAGAGUCCACUGAGUGGCAGGAGAUUCAAAAGAAGGCCUACCCCGAAGACGCCCCCAAGGAGAAGAAGAAGAAGAAGGACAAGGGCACCAGACACCCCGGCGCUCGCGCUCAGGCUGAGGAAGGCAAGGAUGUCUCCAAGGAGCCGGCGACCGAGGCCGAUGUUGGAAAGAGUGCCGCUGAUGCCAUGGAUAAGCUGGCCGUUUAG
Messenger RNA from Penicillium atrosanguineum, 1200 nucleotides. Its product is annotated as tyrosine--tRNA ligase TYS1. Lineage: Eukaryota; Fungi; Ascomycota; Eurotiomycetes; Eurotiales; Aspergillaceae. The record is from RefSeq and is a predicted model, not a curated record. The transcript has 11 exons. Gene Ontology annotation, biological process: tyrosyl-tRNA aminoacylation. Gene Ontology annotation, molecular function: tyrosine-tRNA ligase activity; ATP binding. Bases 1 to 1200 code for a protein of 399 amino acids.